AUGCCCGGGUUCGAAGGUAGGCCAGACGGCGCCGAUGCGCCCAAAGACUGGCGCGAAGAGACUACACAUCUCCCAUCCUUCUACUCCCCGAAAACGAAGCCCCUCGACGGCCCGGCCGACCAUGCCGAGGCCGCCGCGAACCCCGAGCCUCAACAAUUGGACCUGUCCGACCCCGCCGCACCCGUGAGGGCCGAAGACGAUGCCGCCUCAACAACCUCAGCUAGCCAGAUCCCGCCGCCCUCCCUGCUGUCGCCAGCCUUCACGCCGCCCGCGACCCCCGGCACAUCGACGCCUCUCAACGGCGAGGCCCCGCGCGGCGUUCCCGUUGACAGCUCCGUGCCCUCCGGCGGCUGCGGCACCAAGCGACCCCGCCUCCUCGAGACCCUGCCCGAGGUGCAAUGCAUCGUGCGAGCGCGCAUCCCCACUGUCAACGGCACCGAGAUGUUCCUGCACCUCUACCAGAACAACGUCGACAACAAGGAGCACCUGGCCAUCGUCUUCGGUCCGCAUAUCCGGAGCAAGUCGCUCGACGCGCCGCGCCCGGGCGAGACGGAGAUGGACCGCAUGAUCCGCGGCGCGUACACGGGGCGUCUGUUCCCUGGACGGUCGACGAGUGGUAUGCCCGGCGGCGUUGCCACCCCCGUCGGCGAGGAGCCGCCUGCGCAGCGCGGCCCGGCGCUCGUGCGCAUCCACUCCGAGUGCUAUACCGGCGAGACCGCCUGGUCUGCGCGGUGCGACUGCGGCGAGCAGCUGGACGAGGCGGCCAGGCUGAUGAGUCUGCCCGGCAACACCAAUGGCGGCAUCAUCAUCUACCUGCGCCAGGAAGGCCGCGGCAUCGGCCUCGGCGAGAAGCUGAAAGCGUACAACCUGCAGGACCUCGGCUCAGAUACGGUCGAGGCCAACUUGCUCCUGCGCCACCCUGCGGACGCUCGCAGUUACGGUCUCGCGACGUCGAUGCUUUUGGACCUGGACCAGCACGAGGUGCGCCUGCUCACAAACAACCCCGACAAGAUCCGGGCGGUGGAGGGCCCGAACCGUGAGGUCAGAGUGACGGAGCGCGUGGCCAUGGUGCCGCUGUCUUGGAAGGGCAGGGGCGGAUUCAGGAGCAACGAGGUCGAAGGGUACCUCAAGACAAAGAUUGAAAAGAUGGGACAUAUGCUUGACAUGGGCGGCAUGCCGUCAUGA
Messenger RNA from Colletotrichum spaethianum, 1185 nucleotides. RefSeq names its product putative GTP-binding protein. The record is from RefSeq and is a predicted model, not a curated record. NCBI's taxonomy places the organism in Eukaryota, Fungi, Ascomycota, Sordariomycetes, Glomerellales, Glomerellaceae. The coding region runs from base 1 to 1185 and encodes 394 amino acids. Gene Ontology annotation, molecular function: GTP cyclohydrolase II activity. The transcript has 2 exons. Gene Ontology annotation, biological process: riboflavin biosynthetic process.